Branchiostoma belcheri (Belcher's lancelet) is the source of this 4425-nucleotide messenger RNA. Its product is annotated as poly(rC)-binding protein 3-like. Gene Ontology annotation, cellular component: nucleus; cytoplasm. Gene Ontology annotation, molecular function: mRNA binding. The record is from RefSeq and is a predicted model, not a curated record. The transcript has 13 exons. NCBI's taxonomy places the organism in Eukaryota, Metazoa, Chordata, Leptocardii, Amphioxiformes, Branchiostomatidae. Gene Ontology annotation, biological process: regulation of gene expression; regulation of RNA metabolic process. Bases 258 to 1535 code for a protein of 425 amino acids.
GUGCCACCCCGAGUGAAGAGACGGAUCAAGGCUAGCCUGCAGAGCGGAGGUCCUACUGCUGUGUGUGGCUUCUUCUCCCCGAUUCCCGUUCUGUUUUCCCCCCGAGCCCUUCCACCCUCCGCCCCCGAGGACCCGUGCCGCCCUGUGCCACUCCUCACACCAUCCCUGCGUGUUCCCUGUCGUCGACUUCAGCUGAGGGUUCCUUGAUCUUCAACUUUCAUCCCUCUUCGUUUGACCUUUGACCUUCUUUGGUAAAAAUGGACAUCUCUUUGACGACGGAAAAUAAGGUGCCGGGAGAGGCCCCCUCGGUGACCCUCACCAUACGUCUCAUCAUGCAGGGAAAGGACGUCGGCAGUAUCAUUGGAAAAAAAGGAGAUACUAUAAAAAGGUUCCGUGAAGAGAGCGGCGCCCGCAUCAAUAUCUCAGACGGCUCAUCACCCGAGCGCAUCGUCACCAUCACAGGAUCCACAGAAAACAUCCUCAAGGCCUUCAAUAUGAUUGGCAAGAAGUUUGAAGAGGACAUGAAGGCAGCCCACGUGAACAGUUCUGUUCCUGUUCCACCAGUCACAUUGCGACUGAUCGUUCCCGCAAGUCAGUGUGGAUCGCUGAUCGGGAAAGGGGGAUCCAAGAUUAAAGAGAUCCGAGAGGUGACAGGGGCAUCUAUCCAGGUAGCUGGGGAUAUGCUGCCCAACUCCACAGAGAGAGCAGUCACUGUCUCAGGCACUCCUGAUGCCAUCUCACAGUGUGUCUACCACAUAUGUUGUGUCAUGCUAGAGUCUCCUCCCAAAGGUGCCACUAUCCCAUACAAGCCCAGACCGGCCAGUGGAACCAGCACCUCGGGCCCUGUGGUCUUCGCAGGGGGUCAGGUAAAUGCCUACACAAUACAGGGUCAAUACGCCAUCCCUAACAAUGAUCUCACCAAGCUCCAUCAGUUGGCCCUGCAGCAAACCCCCUACAUCACCCCUGGAACGACCCUCCCUGCUGCCCUUGCAACACAGUUUGGAGUGCAGACUGCGUCUCAGCCGGGUAACCCGUCCAGCCAGACCACACACGAGCUGACCAUACCCAAUGAGCUAAUUGGUUGCAUCAUUGGAAAGGGAGGUUGCAAGAUCAAUGAAAUCAGGCAAUUGUCAGGAGCGACCAUAAAGAUUGCGGGGAUGCAGGAGGGCUCGACAGACCGGCAAGUGACGAUCACGGGCACGCCCGAGUCCAUCAGCACUGCACAGUUCUUCAUCAACACCAGCUUAGAGCUGGCCAAACGCUUGACCCCCGACCUGACCACGCCCACCACCGCUCCCUCCUCUACGUUGAAUCCCACUUCCCUGGGGGUGGGACAGGGUGGCACGCCCACCCCCCUGGCCGUCCCCCUGAGCAGUCUGAUGUCGUUGAAACCAGUCCCGCUGCUCGGACUCGCACAAGCGGGCUUACUAGAUGCGACCAGUAGAUCGUCCUACACAGCAAAAGUGAAAAACGCAACGGGGACGGGGACCUCGGGGGCGAAGAAAUCCGAUCGCAAUAAGUUUGCACCGUACUAGAGGGGCGUAGUAGUGUAUGGGAGUCGUCUGGUCACAGGGCGCUACCGACAGUAACAGUGGACAACGCUCGUAGGUACUGGGUACCUAGCAACACGAACAAUUCACCUGUAAAAGUCAUUGCACAAAGCCUAUAUAAUACUAUCCCAGAUAUAACUCAUGUACAAAGUCCAACGUGGUGCUGUCUCAAGUGCCAUCGUCCUGCUUCUAAGCUAAUAGUAGUAGUAGUAGGAAUAGUAGUAGUCACAGUCACGUAUUCUUGUAUUCUUACAAACCAUCAGCAGCCCACUAGAUGUUUUGUGUCGUCACAUUGUACAGAUUCAUCCCAGUCAGACGUACAUACAUAGCUGUAGUCAGUCACACACAGAACAAAUAUGUGUUCUCCAGUUGAUUUUCACUACAGCAACUGUAGUGCGAAGCCGGUCCACUGUUGCUGUCAGCAGGGCCUGACACUGUGCACCUGUAAGGUGUACUAGACAUGGAGGGCAGGGAUAAAAAGGGUCGGUAGCAGGACAACGGAUUACGCUCCAAACGUAACCAUUGCUACCACCACAGUGCAUGUGCCAUACGCCAGCAUGUAUUCUCUAGACUUGUAUGGAUAACUCUAGGGCUAGUAGCCGACUGCGUAGGUUGCUAGUUUUCUACUUUUAAACUUCACAUUCCUUGAGAAAAGUAUAUGGCUAUAUUGUGAUUAAAGAAGAUGAAAGACUGGCUGUAAAUGUUAAGAUGUGCAGGGUAACAUUUUGUGAUCAUGAUAAGAAGAAAUUUUUGCAUUUGUAGUGCACAUAUUAAAGUGAUAGUAGCACAAUGAGUGAUAUGCUGGUCUUGAACAUGAAGCAAUAAAUUAUUACCAUUGGUAACAAAGUUAAAUAAUGUAUACUUUACCUGUAAUUAAUGUAUAUCUCUAGGAAUGUAUUGUAAGUGGGACAUUGAUAUGUAGAAGUAAGCAUGAAGUUUGUUUUUGGACUGGAGGGGUGGUGAGGUCGGACUAUAGUGGUGUGUACUUGGCUGUAAAUACUAUGAUGCCUGUGCAGUGCAUGAGUUAUUGGUAUGCCGUGUGUUACUCUGUUGUAGUACUAGACACCGAUUAUUGUGUUCUCACAUAGAAACUUUCUCCUUUAUUGUUGUUGGUAUUCCGAGACUGCUACUACCCCUCUAGAGAACUACCUCUGCUGGCAAUGUUGCUGUGAAUUCUUGUGUUUUUUUUUAUUUUAUUCCUUCAUCCAUUCACUUCUAACAAGAUGAUGUUCUGUUGAAGAUGUCCAUUAUAUUGCCUGUGUACUGUAACCCUGUUCCUUAGACUGCAUGGUAGUCUAUCGUUAAACAGUUGUUCAUGAGACAAGAGAGGUAUCACUUGUAAGUCUCCAAUAUGGUGUAAUUUCUGGUUUUUAUAGGCUGAGAGAAGAGGUCAGCGGAAUGGGAGGGCUAGUCCUGUGAUUUCCCCAUCAUGCACUGGAUUACCCAUGAUGCCCUGGGAUUACCCAUCAUUCAAUCUGUUUUAUCCAUCAUGCAUUGUGAUCAAGAAGUAAUGUUGGAAUUAAUAAUAAGGAAUGAUCUGACCAAGAUUUUGAUUUUAGUGAUUCAGAAUCACUAUUUUCUUUCUUUUAGCCAAUUCUGUAUCCUUGUAUUUGUUUCAGAACUGCAUAUUUAUCCUGCAGUGUUGUUUUGUAAACAUUGUCGGCUUGCGACCAUUAAAUUAUGGCCAGUGUAGUGAAGUCAACCUGAUUGUUCAUGGAAUUUUCAUGUGGGACCGACCGGCCAUUUUGUUCUGAUGAGUAAAACUGAUAUGUUUUAUGUUGGUGAAUGAGUAUGUUGAGAAGAAAGAGGAACUGGAACUGGCAGGGCUGUUAUACUCAAGGGUUGUAUCUUCAGUAAUAACAAAGUCUUUGCCAUGAAAAUGGACCUUCUUUCCUGACAAGGAAGUUUGAACCGAAAGGAGUGGAACGCUAUGAGAAGUCUACCACAUUAACUUUUACAUGGACUACUUGAUUCUUGCUUUGUACAGUCGAAUGUGUUCCUCAUUAUUGUUAUCAUUGUGGAAAAAAAGACUGCUCUUAUUGCUUGUACAGGCCAAAGCUAUAAAAAGUAAGCUUGCAUUUUACCUAUCAUUCCAGCUGGUAUAAGAUUCUGUGUGGUUGUUCUUUCUUCAGCAGCAGAAAACAGACAUUUUUAGAACUUCAUGUAACUCCUACAGAAACAAAGUGUUGUAAAGAUAUAUACUGUACAAUAGUUGUAGUAGUCAUAGGAUAGACAAAGUCACCAACAUCAUGGAGUAAUAUUUAAAGGGAGGUUCCUUUUUACGGGUUAUUCAGUUGUUGACUUGCCAGGAAAGUCAGUUUAUCACAUUUGUUGAAACGUGAAACAUCUUUUCUUUGAUACCAUGUUACCUCAAGAAGUGGUAUAUGGACUGUACCAAAGGUUGGAGUGGGGGGGGGGGUAGUUGAAAACUGUGCCACUGGAUUUCUUUAAGUUGAUCAUACAUAUGUACAUCAAUAAAGAAAAUGUUCAAGAGUUAAUACAAGAAUAAACCAUUUAGUUUUGAAGGCAGUUGUGUGACAGCAUUGAGUCAGAGAAAGUGAACAAGAUAUGUUGGUCUCUAUGCCCACUGAUGUGUAUAUUGUCCCUUAUACAUCAUUGUACAAACCACCAACUUUCUACCUUUGUAUUUUUUUUUCUUUUAAUACCAUUAAGUAUUUUGUCUUCAACCAAGAGGUAUGGAAGCAAGUUUGAAUAAAAGGCAGUUCCCAAUUGUAUCUGAAGACUGUGAUAAUAUACUAUGAAAUGUUGAUAGGUAGUUUGUACCACUUUUCCCCUGUAUUCUGCUGCUGAAGAAAGCGGCUGCCAAGGAUGUCUAUACUGGUGUCUGGGAAUGACAAUAAAAGCUGUAACAACA